Molecule: messenger RNA, 1332 nt
Organism: Caenorhabditis angaria
Lineage: Eukaryota; Metazoa; Nematoda; Chromadorea; Rhabditida; Rhabditidae
Source: the annotation of a GenBank genome assembly
AUGAGCGACGUAUUUUGGUUGAAUUUGACAACUGGUUGUGAAUAUUUCGGAUUGGCAAUGUCAAUUUUGGGAAAUUCGAUGCUUUUGGGAUGUUUGUUGAAAAGACCGAAUGAAGGAAUUGGAUCAUACAAAUAUCUUAUGAUCACUUUCAGUAUUUUCAGUUUAUUCUACACCGCAGUUGAAACAUUCUUAAGACCGGUAAAUUUCAGAUUCAAAAGAAUUCUCUGAAAUUAAUUUUUGCAGCUUCUCCACCAUUAUGACAACACAUUAUUUGUGAUUCAACGUAAAAGAUUUGAUUACAGUACAACUGUAGCACGAGCUAUUUCAUGUAAGUCUUCGGCUUCAGCAAAAAUUAUGAAAUAAAUAAUCGAUUUAUUUUCUAGCAAUAUACUGCGGAUGUUUUGCAAUGAGUUUUGUUCUAUUCGCUCUUCAUUUUCUUUACCGUUAUUUUGCAGCUUGCAAGUAAGUUAAUCUUUCUAAGCUCACAUUUGUAAAUAAUCAAAAUCUGAGCUUUUAGACCUGAUAAUCUUCGUCAUUUUCAAGGAAAGAAAUUUCUUUAUUGGGUUUUUGGUGCGAUUUUGAUAUCUUUGACUUGGUCAGCUUGCGCAUUUUUCUGUUAUCCUCAUACUUCUCGAACUGAUUCUUCACUUCGUUAUGUUCUUGCUACAUCUUAUGGUUUGGAAUUUAAUUCGGUUGAUUACGUUCCAUAUAAUUACGUAAGUGUACUUUCCUUAAUUACCGUUAUAUUUUAAUUUUAAUGAUGAUUGUCUUUUUAUAGUACGUUUACCCUAAUAAUGGAACUGAAAAACAAUUGAAUAUGUUGAAUAUGAUUGGUGUUAUUCAUCAUGUAACUGUUAUGCAAAUUUCAUUGGGAAUUGUGCAGAAUUAUGGAAUCAAAACAUAUAGCACAAUUUGUGCUUUUAAGGGAACAUCGACAAGAACAAAAAGAUUGCAAAAACAACUGUUCCAUGCACUUGUCAUUCAGGUUUGUAUCAUUUUUCGAGAAAUUUGAGAAUAUUUCAAGAAUUUCAGACUUUGAUUCCAUUGAUUUGCAUGUUUCUACCAAACACAAUUCUCAUGGUUGCCUCAUUUGUUGAUUUCAUUGAAUUUGGAGCAUAUGCGAAUAUAUGUGUUGUUAUGGCUCAUAUUUAUCCCGGAAUCGAUCCAUUUGUCACACUUUUCUUGAUUAAAGAUUUUCGGAGAUAUAUUAAAAGUAUUACUUUGAUCAUAAGGCAUAUUUAUCAACAAAUCAAUAAUAUUCCAGGCAUUAUUUUUCGGACGGAAUUAUCUGUUGGCAAUAGUACCGUCACACAAUCAGUAGCCAAAAAAUGA